Dromiciops gliroides (monito del monte) is the source of this 2332-nucleotide messenger RNA. RefSeq names its product transmembrane protein 54 (gene TMEM54). Lineage: Eukaryota; Metazoa; Chordata; Mammalia; Microbiotheria; Microbiotheriidae. The transcript has 6 exons. Bases 219 to 893 code for a protein of 224 amino acids. The record is from RefSeq and is a predicted model, not a curated record.
CAGAGCCUCAGCAUACAGAGGCGGGAAGAGGGCGCAGGCACUGGGACGACCAGCCCGACCACCCCCACCCCACCGCCCCGGGCCGCUGGGGCUAGGCUGGGGCUUGGGAUCCGUAGUAUGAGGAUGGACAUGGGGCCUCUGGGAGGUCCCAGGAAAGAAGAGCCUCAGUAAACCUGACUCCAGCAAGGAGCCUGGGACCCCCGCCCCUACGAACCACGAUGUGUCUGCGACUGGGUGGCCUGAGCUGCAGUGAUUACAAGAAGAUUUUGAUGAAGACAGGUCUGGUCCUGCUGGUUCUGGGUCACAUCAGUUUCAUCACAUGCGCCUUGCUGCACGGCACAGCCCUGCGUUAUGUCACAGACCCCCAGGAUGCCGUCUCCUUGCAAUACGCCGUCUCUAACAUCCUGGCCGUCACCUCAGCCAUCUUGAUCAUCACCUGUGGGAUCACGGUCAUUGUGCUGUCCAGAUACCUGUCCCUCACCUCCCUGCGAUGGACAGUGUUUGCUGCCAGUGUAACCAGCGCCCUCUUCUCCCUGGUCUGCUCCCUUGGCCUCCUGGCAUCCAUUGCCAUCACCUUCGCCAACCAGGGCCGGUCACUGCUUGCCACCUGUUCCUUCAAUAACUCAGAGCUCCUGUCCCUGACACCAGACUGCCCCUUUGACCCCACCCGAAUCUAUAGCUCCACCCUAUGUCUCUGGGCCAUCUCCUUGAUCCUUUGUGUGGCUGAAAGCACCUUUGCCGUCCGGGCGGCCCAGCUCACUCACCAGCUGCUGGAACUGAGGCCCUGGUGGGGCAAGAGGAGCCAUCAUUUGGAGCUGCCCAGGUGUGUGACCCCAGGCUCCUCCCUUUCACUCGGUGCCUGCAGUCCAGUCGUAGUCACUCCUCGUGUUUGACAGAUUUCUUCCUGUUUAUUUCCUUAUCCGGCAGGGGGCAGGUGUCACUGUCCCCAGUGCACAAAGGUGAGAAAACCUGAGGCUCAGCCAGGUCUAGCAUCUUGUUGUCACCCAGCUAAUGCUGGGAAUCCAGGUCUCCCGAGUCCCCAGGCCAAGAGUGCUGUCCCCUAUUACCCAAUAAAGGGAAGCAGGCUUUCCUCAGCCAAGAGCUCCAUCCUCUAUUAGUUAAUCAAGGAAACCAGCCUUUCCCAUGGGACUUAGUCAGCUCUCUUGGGCCUGAGAUGAGAGAGAAAUCAGCAGACAGAGGAAUGUUUGUAGAAUUUCUCAGUGCUGGGAGAAACCUCAGAAACCAUUGAGUUCAAGCCUUUCCUCAUCAGAUAAGAAAACAAACUCCAGACCUGGGGGAGUGACUUGCCCAAGGUCUCACCAUAAGUUAAAGAUUGGAGUGCACUGGAGAGAAGCUGGUGAGAGAGGGGGGCGUUCAGUGCUUUGAGCACAGAGGGCGGCCCUGGAAGAGGCUUCGGGAUGGAAGGAUUUUAGAAGAUACCUCAUCUAGCCUCCCAUUUUAUAGAUGAGGAAACAGAGCAGGAUUGUGACUUGUCCUAGUUUUUUGUUUUGUUUUUUGUUUUUUUGGUGAGGCAGUUGGGGUUAAGUGACUUGCCCAGGGUCACACAGCUAGUAAGUGUUAAGUGUCUGAGGCCGGAUUUGAACUCAGGUACUCCUGAAUCCAGGGCCGGUGCUCUAUCCACUGCGCCACCUAGCUGUCCCUUGACUUGUCCUAGUUUAAGUAGGAAGGAAGCAUCAGAGGUAGGUGGCAAAUACAGGCCUCUGACACUGGGGAGACUGUGUUCUUCCUAAGAGACCACGUAGUUGUGGUGGCCCACUGGGAGGAAGGUUAAGGACAGUUCCCUCAGCCCAGCCCAAACCUAUUUGUACCUCCUGUUCUCAUCCCCACUGACCUCUAUCUAGCUCUGUGUGUGUAGGUGUCUGUGCCCGUGGGCACAUGUGUGUGCACAUGCAUGCUCACCGCUGGUGAUGGUGGAGGGGUGUGUGUGAAGUAACCAACGAUGGGAACCUCCCCAUGGUCUCCUUGACAGGUCACAGAAAGCUCAAGCCUCACUGAGGCUCGGAGGACCCUCCCUCAGCUGCUCCAGCUCAGAGCCAAUACCCCUCUGAGAGACGAAGGGACUUAGCAGCCACUGGGCCCGGAAAUCCUGGCCCUCUGUCGCCUUGGAGCUGGUCCCACCUCCCGUGGGCAGCCCUGUGGUCCCCUUCUCUUUGAAAGAAUCCCCGAAAGGUACUGAGAGCCUCCCCAGCCUGCCCUGGGCCUGCAGGCUCCUCGAAGCCACUACUCCCAGCCCCUGGCCGCUCUGGCCCAGGGCACAGCACUGAGACAAGACUUUAUUCUGAAGUUAUUAAAAAGAACAAAGUAAUUCCAA